GUACUUAUAGUUAGCUCACGCAGCGAAUUUGUAUCAGUCGUGAUUUGGCUCUGUCAGCGAAAGGAACAACCAUUUGUUGUGCCACACACAACCGCGAAUAAUAUAAUCGAAUCAAAUUUCAACUACCUCAUUUUGCAAAAUCGGUGAACUUUUAUAAAAGAAAAUUUUAGUGAAAUCUCUCUACCUCAAAGUACAAAAGUGCGUAAAGGAAAUUGUUCAUAUCCCUGAAAGUGCACAAAUUGCUCAAAUGAAAUCUGUUGUUUAAAAAACUGAAGUUACAAAACUACUAAGGCGCAUAUUAAGUGUUUGCUGAGUGGAGGGGAAAAUUGCGCGAGCAUAAAAUUACAAGCACAGAAAAAAUUUAUAGAUGUCCAUAUCAAUGCUUCAAGACGCACAAACGCGAACCUUAGCUGCUGCAUUAGCUGGCAUAAAACAAGAGGACGUCGCUCUGGACCGUUCCAUGUCGCUUUCACCUCCCAUGUCGGCCAACACAUCAGCUACAAGCGCCGCUGCGAUGUACCCAGCUAUGGGUCUCCAACAGGCGGCAGCUGCCUCAGCUUUCGGAAUGCUCUCACCCACCCAACUUCUGGCUGCAAACCGUCAGGCUGCCGCAUUCAUGGCCCAACUGCCCAUGAGCACAUUGGCGAACACUCUCUUUCCACACAAUCCGGCGGCCUUGUUUGGGGCUUGGGCUGCCCAACAGUCGCUCCCGCCCCAGGGCACGCAUUUACAUUCGCCGCCAGCCAGCCCGCACUCGCCGCUGUCUACGCCUUUAGGAAGUGGCAAACAUCCUUUAAAUUCACCUAACAGCACGCCCCAGCACCAUGAGCCAGCGAAGAAGGCUCGAAAGUUGUCGGUUAAGAAGGAGUUCCAGACCGAGAUCAGCAUGAGUGUAAACGAUCUAUACCACACACCGGGAGGCCCCAUAUCUCCGCCUUCCAGUGGCAGCUCGCCCAAUUCCACGCACGACGGAGCGGGUGGCAAUGCUGGCGGUGUUUCUGUCUCCAAGGAUCCAUCUCGCGACAAAAGCUUCACCUGCAAAAUCUGCUCACGCAGCUUUGGCUAUAAGCACGUGCUUCAGAACCACGAACGCACCCACACCGGAGAGAAGCCUUUCGAAUGCCCGGAGUGCCACAAACGGUUUACCCGUGACCAUCACUUAAAAACCCACAUGCGUCUGCAUACUGGAGAGAAGCCAUAUCAUUGCUCGCACUGCGAUCGUCAAUUCGUUCAGGUGGCCAAUCUUAGAAGACAUUUGCGAGUCCACACUGGAGAGCGUCCCUAUACGUGUGAAAUCUGCGAUGGCAAAUUCAGUGACUCCAAUCAGCUGAAGUCCCACAUGCUGGUCCACAACGGCGAAAAGCCGUUCGAGUGCGAACGCUGCCACAUGAAGUUCCGACGGCGCCACCAUCUAAUGAAUCAUAAGUGUGGCAUUCAGUCGCCGCCUACUCCAGCUCUGUCACCAGCCAUGAGUGGAGAUUACCCCAUGGCAGUCUCAGCAAUGGCUAUCGACUCAUCCACGAAUAAAUUUGCGGCAAUGUGUGCCAACUAUGGAGGUUCCGAUGAGUCGGUCGACAUGGAAAAAGCGACAACGGAAGACGAUGGUCCAUUGGAUUUGUCUGAGGAUGGAGCCAGCUCUGUGGAUGGCCAUUGCAGCAGCAUCGCACGACGCAAGGCACAGGACAUUCGACGAGUGUUCCGCCUACCUCCACCGCAAAUCCCUCACGUACCCAGUGAUAUGCCUGAGCAAACCGAGCCAGAGGAUUUGAGCAUGCAUUCGCCCCGCUCUAUCGGAUCUCACGAGCAAACCGAUGAUAUAGACUUGUAUGAUUUGGAUGAUGCCGCUGCUCCUUAUAUGGGCCAUCAACAACAUUAGGCCAGUACCAUACCGAAUUGUACAUAGCCAUAAUCAUUUUUCAUUAGAUGAAAUUGACUGGCAUUUAUUAAAACAAAAUUUAAAAUUUUGAUAUUUCGAAGUGGGAAGUAAAAAUUGUUGCAACAGGAAUUUAAUAAUAAGUACAAGUUAAAAAAAAUCACAAUACAUACGAGACUAGAAAAAGAUUAGCGCAUACACAAAAAAAAAAACUCAAAAAUUGUACAAAGUAAGCCAUGCCAUAUGCUUGUUGCCGCCAAACCCCACCAAAUCAAAUCGAAAAUGUCGUGCCAUUC
This is a messenger RNA of Drosophila erecta, 2169 nucleotides long. RefSeq names its product protein krueppel. Lineage: Eukaryota; Metazoa; Arthropoda; Insecta; Diptera; Drosophilidae. Gene Ontology annotation, biological process: regulation of transcription by RNA polymerase II. Gene Ontology annotation, molecular function: RNA polymerase II cis-regulatory region sequence-specific DNA binding; DNA-binding transcription factor activity. The coding region runs from base 368 to 1876 and encodes 502 amino acids. The record is from RefSeq and is a predicted model, not a curated record. The transcript is spliced from 2 exons.